Salvelinus sp. IW2-2015 is the source of this 2164-nucleotide messenger RNA. Its product is annotated as thyrotroph embryonic factor. The record is from RefSeq and is a predicted model, not a curated record. Gene Ontology annotation, cellular component: nucleus. Gene Ontology annotation, biological process: regulation of transcription by RNA polymerase II. NCBI's taxonomy places the organism in Eukaryota, Metazoa, Chordata, Actinopteri, Salmoniformes, Salmonidae. Gene Ontology annotation, molecular function: RNA polymerase II cis-regulatory region sequence-specific DNA binding; DNA-binding transcription factor activity, RNA polymerase II-specific.
AAUAAGAAAACAGUGCUCGCAGUAGGCUACGACCAUCGGGAUCUGUGGUGUUUGUUUUGACAACGUUUUAAUUUGUGAAACGGGUUUCAAAGCAACAGACUGAAACACUGCUUUGACUUCAUUUAUCCACGGAUAUUGCUAACAGUGCCUGGGAAACUACACUCAAGGCGCCUCUGCAGCCUAGGUCGGAUCCACAGAAAUCGUUUCCUAUUGUUUUGAAGAAGAUUAAAUUAUGGACAUUCCCCCACCUAAUAUUCUAGAAGGCGACGAUGAAAUAGAGAAGAAGAAGUUGUGCUCUGCUGAUAAUGGCGAGGCCGGUGUUGGAGGGGCCAGUGGUGGAACUGGAGGUACCGGCAUUGGAGGGGUGUCCGCCUCCCUUACGCCUGCCAUCUGGGAGAAGACCAUCCCCUAUGAUGGGGAGACCUUCCACUUGGAGUACAUGGACCUGGAUGAGUUCCUGCAGGAGAAUGGCAUCCCAGUCACCCUAGAGGAGGAGCUGCAGAAGAGCCUGGCCCAGGWGGAAACCAAGGGGACAAGACCCCCUUUCACCACCUCUGACACAGAGACRGUCACACUCACCUUAGAGCCAGCUGAACAAGAGAAGGAAGAAGAAGAUGGGGACGAUGAAGAUGCUGUGUCUGGGUUUGAAGCAGCGGAGGUUGAAGUGUCUAAAAAUAAAAAAGAGGGGAAGUCUGCAGACCGACUCACACCCACUCCCAUCGACCCGGAGGACAUUGAGGUGGACAUCAACUUCCAGCCGGACCCCACAGACCUGGUGCUGUCCAGRGUGCCUGGGGGUGAGCUGUUCAACCCACGCAAACACAAGUUCUCUGARGAGGACCUCAAACCACAGCCCAUGAUCAAGAAGGCCAAAAAGGUCUUUGUGCCCACUGAGCAGAAGGACGAUAAAUACUGGUCGAGGAGGAAGAAGAACAAUGUGGCAGCCAAACGUUCACGUGACGCUCGGCGGCUGAAGGAGAACCAGAUCACAGUGCGCGCUUCGUUUCUGGAGAGGGAAAAUGCUGCGUUGCGGCAACAAGUGGCUGAGUUGCGAAAGGACUGUGGUCGCUGCAAYAACAUCAUGUCCCGAUAUGAAGCCAAAUACGGACCAUUGUAAGGGACAAACUUUAUCUUUCAAGAAAAUAACCGAAAAAUAAAAACGCCCCCCAAAAUGCAGACACAAAGAGAAUCUGAAUUGCACUGCUUUCAUGGUGAACGCCGGUCACUGCGUCAAGUUCUAGAUCCUUUCCAACAUGACAGUGGAGGCAUGGAUACACACUGUCAGUGAGCCAGGCAGCAACAUGGCGAGAGGUGGACACGAAGACUGGCUCCUACACAUACAGGGACUCAAUUACAGACAUAACAUGUAUAUUGUCUACUGCUAGUCAGGUCUUAUCACUGGCCAGAGAAGUCAGAGAAAGCUGGUGGAGAAAAGCAGGCUUGUGAAAAGAAGCGCUUAAACGUUACACACACACAUUUAUACAGCGUAUUAAUGGGUUGUUUUGUGGACCAAAGCAUGAACAUCAUCAGUGAUGAGUAGUGAAUAUUGAAAGUUGUCCCUCUGCCCUCUUCCCACUGUUUGCAGUAACUGACUGUCUCCUCUGUUUCAAGUACUUGUGCAGAGGCUCUGAAGAAGGACAUGUGAACUCUUGAUUUAUUCAUAAUUGGGUAGGGGAGAAAACAAUGAAUAACAGAACUGACAGAUUGAGGGUUGCACCUCCGUGACCGCACACAGYAAAUAAUUGAUAUUGGUCAGACAAAGGGCGAGAUAGUGGUGUUUUCCUGUCACAGCUCUUCUAUGUCUGUCUUUGUUUGUACCACACACUGAAGUGUGUGUGUGUGUGUGUGUGUGGAGAGAAUUCUUUGUACAUAGUUUUCUCCCUGCACCACAUAGAUUGUGUUACCCCUGUUUUGCACUUAACCCUUCCAAAGCAACACCUUGUGGGUGAAGAUUAGAUAUAGGGCUGGGUGGGUACGACAUGACCCACACAUUUUAAGCAAUUGUUUAUACAAAAACUAACUCUGCUUCUAAUAUCUUUCCCCCAAAAACAGUCAUUUUGGGGGAAAGAGGUGUUUUAAAAAGUAGUAUGGCCUUUCUAGGGAGUUUUUUCUAGCCACCGUGCUUCUACACCUGCAUUGCUUGCUGUUUGGGGUUUUAGGCUGG